This is a messenger RNA of Cordyceps militaris CM01, 636 nucleotides long. RefSeq names its product ATP-dependent RNA helicase DHX8. The transcript has a single exon. Bases 1 to 636 code for a protein of 211 amino acids. NCBI's taxonomy places the organism in Eukaryota, Fungi, Ascomycota, Sordariomycetes, Hypocreales, Cordycipitaceae. The record is from RefSeq and is a predicted model, not a curated record.
AUGUCCCAAGCCACUCCCACCGUCCCCUACCGCCAAAUCAGGGCCCUCUACGACGACAGCACCAUCACCGUCUACCAGGCCUACUCCCCGUCCAUCGCCGACGCUGCCGUCGCCGCCCAGCGCCUGGACGCCUCCCCCGACUUCCGCCCCGGCCGCAUGACCUGGAUCAAGCCCAGCUGGGCCUGGAUCAUGUACCGCGCCGGCUACUCGUACAAGGACGCCCGCCAGGCCCGUAUCCUCGCCCUGCGCAUGACGCACGCCCACUUUCUCGGCCUGCUCAACCGCGGCGUCCUCUCUCACGGUGGCAACCUUGCCCCGGACCGGCUUGACAAGAACGCCGAGGUCCGCAUCCAGUGGGACCCGGAGCGCACGCCCGCUCUCCAUCGCCUGCCAUACCGCAGCAUCCAGAUUGGUAUCCCGGGCAGCCUGAGCGCGCAGUGGGUGGCAGAUUGGAUCAUUUCCAUCGAGGACGUAACUGAUACGGCGAGGGAGCUCAAGAGGACGCUCGACGAGAACCCAGACGUGGAGCUGCAGGAGCUGGUCAAUCGUGGCCUCGUCCCGGUGGAGAAGUUCUUUCCCGUCCCGGAGAGCAUCAUGGCCAAGCUGGACAUGACGCUGCCAGAGCAGGCAUCUUAG